This is a messenger RNA of Vombatus ursinus (common wombat), 1777 nucleotides long. RefSeq names its product methanethiol oxidase. NCBI's taxonomy places the organism in Eukaryota, Metazoa, Chordata, Mammalia, Diprotodontia, Vombatidae. The transcript is spliced from 12 exons. Gene Ontology annotation, molecular function: selenium binding. The record is from RefSeq and is a predicted model, not a curated record. Bases 57 to 1472 code for a protein of 471 amino acids.
CAGUCCAUAACUGCAGCCUCUACCAGCCACAGCCAGACUGCAGAGCAGAGAGCAGCAUGGCUAAAUGUGAAAAAUGUGGACCUGGCUAUCCUACUCCUCUGGAUGCUAUGAAAGGACCCCGAGAGGAGAUUGUCUACCUGCCCUGCAUCUAUCGAAACACAGGCAUACAGGCACCUGACUACCUGGCCACUGUUGAUGUGGACCCCAAGUCUCCUUACUACAGCCAGGUGAUACACAGGCUGCCAGUGCCACACCUGAAAGAUGAGCUGCACCAUUCAGGCUGGAACACCUGUAGCAGCUGCUUUGGAGACAGCAGCAAAUCCCGCACCAAGCUCAUCCUGCCCAGCCUCAUUUCUUCCCGCAUCUAUGUGGUGGAUGUGGACUCAAAUCCCAGGGCCCCAAAGCUGCAUAAGAUUGUGGAGCCCACAGAAGUGAUGUCGAAGUGUGACCUGGCCUACCUACACACCAGCCACUGUCUGCCCAGUGGGGAGGUGAUGAUCAGCGCCCUGGGGGAUCCUAAGGGCAAUGCUAAAGGAGGGUUUGUACUGCUAGAUGGGGAGACAUUUGAGGUGAAGGGGACAUGGCAGAAGCCUGGAGGUGCCGCUCGAAUGGGCUACGACUUCUGGUAUCAGCCUCGGCACAACGUCCUGAUCAGCACUGAGUGGGCUGCCCCCAAUGUGUUCAAGGAUGGCUUCAACCCUGCAGAUGUCUCUGCUGGGCUGUAUGGGAGCCAGAUGCAUGUCUGGGACUGGCAGCGUCGGGAGCUUGUACAAACUCUACAAAUGCAGGAUGGGCUAAUCCCUUUGGAGAUCCGAUUCCUGCAUGACCCAGCUGCCUGCCAGGGCUUUGUGGGGUGUGCCCUCAGCUCGAAUAUCCAGCGCUUCUACAAGACUGAGGGAGGGAAGUGGGCAGUUGAAAAGGUGAUCCAGGUGCCAUCCAAGAAAGUAGAGGGAUGGAUGCUGCCUGACAUGCCAGGCCUGAUCACAGAUAUUAUCCUGUCACUUGAUGAUCGAUUCCUCUACUUCAGCAACUGGGUGCAUGGUGAUCUGAGGCAGUAUGACAUCUCAGACCCUCAAAAGCCCCGCCUGACUGGACAGAUAUUCAUUGGGGGCAGCAUUGUUCGGGGAGGCCCAGUGAAAGUCCUGGAGGAUAAGGAAUUGAAAUGUCAACCAGAGCCCUUGGUGGUCAAGGGUAAGAAGAUUCCAGGGGGUCCCCAGAUGAUCCAGCUCAGCUUGGAUGGAAGGCGUCUCUUUGUCACCACCUCCCUGUACAGUGCUUGGGAUAAGCAGUUCUACCCUAACCUCAUUAAGGAGGGCUCAGUGAUGCUGCAGAUUGAUGUAGACACAGAAAAGGGGGGCCUGACACUGAACCCUGACUUCCUGGUGGAUUUUGGGAAGGAACCUCAGGGCCCAGCUCUAGCCCAUGAGCUCCGCUAUCCUGGGGGUGACUGCACCUCUGACAUCUGGCUCUGAAACCUGCCCCUCCCCUACUCCUGAGCCUACACUCCUCCGGCUCUGUAAGGCCUAGGCUUCUUGGUAGAGGCCUCUGUUCCUUUCCAAAAGCCUUCUGGCUUCCUUCCCCAUCCUGUCCCACCACAGCCCUUUAGAGAAUCUAGUCUGGAGUCUUGAGAAUUAGCUCCCUCUUUUGGAUCCCUAAUUGUGUUUUGCUCAUUACCUGCUAUUUUUAUAUGGCUUCUUGGCUGACUUUAGUGUUGCCAUUAUCUCCCCAUCCCCCCACUCCCAGGUGGUGGGCAUUAAAGAAUAAACUGAAUACUUUC